Molecule: messenger RNA, 780 nt
Organism: Helicoverpa armigera (cotton bollworm)
Lineage: Eukaryota; Metazoa; Arthropoda; Insecta; Lepidoptera; Noctuidae
Exons: 4
Coding region: 259-780 (173 amino acids)
Biological process (GO): transmembrane transport
Cellular component (GO): membrane
Molecular function (GO): transmembrane transporter activity
Source: RefSeq, a predicted model, not a curated record
UUAAGUUGGUUCAAACGACAUUACGUACAUGCGAGCAUGUUGCGAACAUCGAUAUAUUUAUUCCAUUACUUAAAUCUAACUUUAAGUGAUUUUUUAAGAGAACUUCUCUUAUUUAUUUAAAAAAUUCUUUAGUUAAGUUUGAUCGCGUGUAACGUGUUGGUGCUAAGUUAAAUUUUGUUUAUGUGUGAAGCUUUGGACUAUUAUAAAAGUCCUGGAUGUUUAAAUGUGUCGUAAAUAAGUUUUAAACAAUUAAAAAACAUGACAGUUAAGGUGCCGAUGGGCGCGAGUCGCCUGCGCGCCUAUGUACGCCAGACCCUUAUGGUCAUCUUAAUAAACGUGCCAACAGUCUCCUUCGGUUUAGCCAUGGGGUGGGUGUCCCUAGCCAGCGGGGAGGGUGCAGAAGGUGGUGAGGGGGGCGAGCUGGUAGAUGACGCGCAUGUCGUGGCAGCAGCUGCGACUACCUUCGUGGCAUCACUGGUGGGGGUGCCUCUAUGCGCGCGCGCACUCGCUGAGGGAAGGAAAUUUGCUGUCAUUGCUACGUCUGCUGCUUUUGUGGCGUGCUGGUCCCUGAAGCUGUGUGGCGGAGGAUGGUGGGUGGUGGCAGCACGCGCAUGCGCGGGACUGGGCGGCGCCGGCGCCUGGUGCCUUGCGCCUCUACUUGCCAGGGAGAUGUGCGAGGAAAACGUCCGCGGCGCGGCGGUCUCUGCGCUAGUCCUGGCUCAUAACCUCGGUUUCCUGCUCAUGUAUGUGGCUGCGGACGUUCAAAUACCACAUAGGUAG